This is a messenger RNA of Ceraceosorus guamensis, 630 nucleotides long. RefSeq lists its product as hypothetical. Gene Ontology annotation, molecular function: zinc ion binding; nucleic acid binding. The annotation marks the transcript as partial. The record is from RefSeq and is a predicted model, not a curated record. NCBI's taxonomy places the organism in Eukaryota, Fungi, Basidiomycota, Exobasidiomycetes, Ceraceosorales, Ceraceosoraceae. The transcript is spliced from 3 exons.
GACGUGUCAGCAAAGAGCGAUGCUCGCAGAGACAAGCGGGCGGCAGAGCGAGCUUCAAAGCAGCGAUGCUAUGCGUGUAGAGGUAUGGGACACUCGGCGAAGGACUGUCCUUCAGGUCUCAAUGCGGAGAUCACGGGCAAAGAGACUGUCGGUAUUUGCUUUAGGUGUGGCAGCACAGAGCAUACACUGGCCCGGUGUAGGAAGGCAGCGAAACGCAACGAUGAAGGCGAAGAGCAGCUGCCGUACGCCACUUGCUUCAUAUGCAGUCAAAAGGGCCACUUGUCCUCUAAAUGUCCCAAAGGCAGAGGCGUGUACCCCUCAGGUGGAUCUUGUCGUCUGUGCUCAUCUACCGAACAUUUGGUCAAAGACUGUCCACUGAGCAUACGCAAGAGCGGCAAAGGAGCAGCGGAACUCGGCCUCGCGGCAAUUUGUGGUGCUGAUACAGGCGGCCCGUCCGCCACCGGCGGUGUCCAACACACAGAAAGUCUUGGAGCAGAUGAAGACGACUUUCAUCACUUUUCCAGACAGAGAAGCGACGUGGAGCGCGAUAGAUUGCAGGAACAUCGAAAUAAGGUCUCUCGCGCACCCCAAGAGAAGGGAAAGAAAAGCGCAAAGGUCAUUGCUUUUUGA